UGUGCAAGAAGAAGACAGUCCAUCACCCAGAGAGGAGUUUCUUUCUUUCCCCUCAUCGUUCGCUUUAUUUCUCUCUGAUUCCUCGCACUUGAUGCUCUGACUGCCUGCACUGGGAGACAUCGCGCCAUAGACAAAAAGAGCGUUUCAAAGCACAGGGGCGGAGGAGCAAACGCAAGCCCAGGGAUCGCUCGUCGAAAUGGAGACUGCAGAGCCUGUGUCAUACGAAUUCCCCGGCCAUGCAGUCGGGGCUGUUGCACCUCGUCGAAUGAUGGGCUCAAAUGUCGGCCACAACUUCUCCUUCUAUCACAAUCCGACUACGUCCACAUUUCCGCUACCCUUCCAUCAACCAUCAUCGGCUACCUACGGCUUCGGGCACACGCUCAAUCAUCAUCAUAGCCACCACCACCCUCAUCCUCACCCGGGGUACCAGCACUACUUUGUAGCCGGUCAGCAACCACUGCAUCCCCAGCCAGUGCGUCUAUCAUCCGAGCCUCCGACGAUCCAGCCGAUUCCCGAUAUCCGACCAGCCAAAAAUGCCGUCAAUGGAGUAGCCAGGAAUCCUCUGACGAAGAUCGAACACAAUUCUGGCUCACAGCAACCGGCAGGGGCUCGACCAUCGAACAAUGGAGGCACGGCACAGGGGAAACCCCCCUCUUCAAAUGAUGUUGAGUUCUCGACUGAAGUUGAUAUCCUGAUGAAAGCAAUACAGGCCAAGGCUACCACUCAGCCAUCGGGGUUGCAAUGUCUGCCACCCCUUCAACAGUUGACACAUGGGAAUAACAACUGCUUCCCCCAGCCCUAUUCUAUUCCGGUCCCGAAUCCCCGCUGUACUGUCACGGUCGAGGAUGCCCCCUCACGAUCAGGCAAAAAACGCAAGUAUUCCUGCACCCUUCCGCAUUGUGGCAAGAGCUUUGCGCAGAAAACACAUCUGGAUAUCCAUAUGAGGGCCCACACGGGAGACAAGCCGUUUGUAUGCAAAGAGCCUUCGUGUGGACAACGCUUUUCUCAGCUGGGAAACCUGAAGACUCAUCAACGACGCCACACCGGAGAAAAGCCAUUCUCCUGUGAUAUAUGCCAGAAACGAUUCGCCCAACGUGGCAAUGUCCGCGCCCAUAAGAUCACUCACCAGCACGCCAAGCCAUUCACCUGUCUCUUGGAUGAAUGUGGCAAGCAGUUUACCCAGCUUGGUAAUCUUAAGUCACAUCAGAACAAGUUCCAUGCAGCAACUCUCCAGAAUUUAACAUUGAGAUUCUCUCAGGUAACAGAGGGAGAUCAUAUGAGCCCACAGGACCGGAAACUCUGGGAAUAUUUUGCCACGCUAUACAAGAAUAGCAACAAGGGCAUCAAAGGCCGCGGGAAGGAUCGCAGAAUUUCGCCUAUUUCACGGUCAGACCCUGGGACCGAUACCCGCAGACGGCUUCAACCCCUCAACGGCGGUGAUGACAAGGCGCGUCGAGCGAGCUAUGAGGAUGCGUCCGUCUACAAUGGAGGCUCCAGUAGCGACGAUGAAGAAGUUGACCCGUAUUUCAUCGAGCGACAGGCUAAUUGACGCCUGCACCACAGUGCCACCCCAUCUUAACUCCCCCCAUUUCGUUGUUUCAUUGUUCCUACGAUACCAGCUUCGUUUGCGUC
Messenger RNA from Aspergillus heteromorphus CBS 117.55, 1632 nucleotides. Its product is annotated as C2H2 transcription factor. Lineage: Eukaryota; Fungi; Ascomycota; Eurotiomycetes; Eurotiales; Aspergillaceae. The record is from RefSeq and is a predicted model, not a curated record. Gene Ontology annotation, molecular function: DNA-binding transcription factor activity, RNA polymerase II-specific; RNA polymerase II cis-regulatory region sequence-specific DNA binding. The transcript has 5 exons. The coding region runs from base 197 to 1549 and encodes 450 amino acids. Gene Ontology annotation, cellular component: nucleus. Gene Ontology annotation, biological process: regulation of transcription by RNA polymerase II.